UAGCCGUUUUUAAAAGGUGGGUGAACCCCAGCUGACGUGCAGUCUUUCUGUGGAGGGGAGCUCUUCUUCUGUGGGAGUCUAUCGUAACCCGCAAACAUGCCGACGGACGCGCAAUCAGACGCGCGCUCCUACCUCAGCGAGGAACAGAUCGGAGAGUUCAAGGCCGCGUUCGACAUGUUCGACACUGAUGGCGGCGGAGACAUCAGCACCAAGGAGCUGGGCACCGUCAUGAGGAUGUUGGGGCAGAACCCCACGGCUGUGUCUGUCUGUGGCAGGAACGCCGACGGCUACAUCGACAGGGAGGAGUUCGCCAUGAUCAUCCGCAGUGCGGGCGAGAACGUGUCGGAUGAAGAGAUCGAUGAGCUCCUCCGGGAAGGAGACAAAAAUAACGAUGGCAAACUGGACUUCGAUGAGUGGCUGAAACUGAUGGAGAACGUGCAGUAAAAGAGCAACAUUCCUCUGCAACACUCUGCAAAGUGACACUUUGUGUUUUGUCAUGCAAGCGGUUUUUCUGACUUCGCUCGAUACUGCUCCCCUUAGAGACAAGUGCGCCAGCUCAGCCUUCUAGCGCUUCCAAAGACAAAGACAGAAACAGAGACAGAAGAAACAAAGUCUUCCCCUCUUCUCCCUCUCAUUGACAUGAUGGGACCCUGGGAAUCGUACUCCAGCGCCAACCU
Messenger RNA from Lepisosteus oculatus (spotted gar), 677 nucleotides. NCBI's taxonomy places the organism in Eukaryota, Metazoa, Chordata, Actinopteri, Semionotiformes, Lepisosteidae. The record is from RefSeq and is a predicted model, not a curated record.